CCGUACCUACGCCAUGCAAGGGGGUACAAAAAUCAAGUGCAACGCCAUUCUGGGUCAAAGGGGAGUUUGUUUCCCUUAUGCACACUAGACGUCUCAUCCAUAAGAAGUGCAAGCCGUUCUUGGCAAUGUUUGUGACGGCACUAAUGAUACCCAUGCUUGAGAUUGUAGAAAUGGUAAAUGAAUUUGUUAUAUCCCUCAUUCCCGAAUAUGAAAUGGUGUGCCUGAGUUUUGAUUCUUCAUGUCAGGCCGAUUCGGAUGUAGUUGUUGAUGAUGCUUGGAUAACAGUUGAGUUUUAAAUGAAAUCAAAUGUUCGGGGAUCCUAAACCACAAAAUAAUCUAAAAAGUGGGUUAAUGAUUUUGAUACUGAGAUACACUGACCAAAUAUAUGGAUUGUGUAAUGGUAAGAGAUUAAUCCUUGAAGAGCUGCGAAACAAUGUUAUUGGUCUAGUGGUUUCGGGAAAUCGAGUCGGGGAAAAAGUUUACAUACUCCAAAUGAAUUUGAUUCCAUCUG
Molecule: messenger RNA, 511 nt
Organism: Cuscuta campestris
Lineage: Eukaryota; Viridiplantae; Streptophyta; Magnoliopsida; Solanales; Convolvulaceae
Source: the annotation of a GenBank genome assembly